Quercus lobata is the source of this 960-nucleotide messenger RNA. RefSeq names its product zinc finger BED domain-containing protein RICESLEEPER 2-like. NCBI's taxonomy places the organism in Eukaryota, Viridiplantae, Streptophyta, Magnoliopsida, Fagales, Fagaceae. The record is from RefSeq and is a predicted model, not a curated record. The coding region runs from base 1 to 960 and encodes 319 amino acids. Gene Ontology annotation, molecular function: protein dimerization activity. The transcript has 2 exons.
AUGGAUAAUGCUAGCUCCAAUUUAACCACAAUUAAAUUUUUGCAAAGGGUAACAACAUAUUGGAAUUGGACAGUUUUAGAAACUGAGUACAUGCACAUGAGGUGUUGUGCCCAUAUCCUAAAUCUCAUUGUUGGGGAGGGUUUGAAAGAAAUUGAUGCAUUUGUUGCUAGGGUGCGUGAAGCUGUGAGGUAUGUGAAGUUCUCGCCCAAUAGAAAUCAAACUUUUAGGAGUUUUAUGGAGAGGUUAGGUAUGGAGUCCAAGAGUCUUCUUUGUCUAGAUGCACCUACUAAGUGGAACUCAACUUACUUUAUGUUAGAAACUGCUGAAAAAUUCGAGAAAGUAUUCCUUAGGAUGGACUUUGAAGAUGAUGGUUAUUCAUCAUACUUUAGGACCAAGGAAGAUAGUGGUGGUUUGGGAUCUCCUUGUAUGAGUGAUUUCCAAAAUUGUAGUGCAUUUGUGACUUUCUUGAGGCUUUUUUACAAUGCAACAAAGAAGUUCUCCGGCUCUUUGUAUGUUACCUUAAAUGCAUUUUUUGAUGAGAUCUUUGUUAUUCAGGAGUUGGGGAAAGUGAUGGUUUAUAAGGUGAAAGAUCUUUUGAUGAAGUUGUAUACUUUUUACUGUUCUAUUAAUUCCCCAAAUGUUCAAGAACCAAGUGGGAGUGAGAGGACACAAAUGGUAGGUGAUGCUAGUGAUCCAUAUGUGAUGGUUCACUCUCGAUAUGAGCUUUUCUUAGAAGCUGAGCAAUUUGUAGGUUGUAGUAAUGAGUUUGAAAAGUAUUUGGCUGAAAAUUGUGAUGGUAGAAAGGAUGUGAAUUUUGAGGUAUUGGGGUGGUGGAAGAACAAUUCUAGUAGGUACCCAAUGUUGUCCAAAGUGGCUAAGGAUGUGCUGGUUGUACCAGUUUCAACUGUUGCAUUUGAGUUAGCAUUUAGCACUGGAGGCCGCAUUGUUGAUCCAUUUUGA